Messenger RNA from Metarhizium album ARSEF 1941, 1695 nucleotides. Its product is annotated as Calcium/calmodulin-dependent/calcium-dependent protein kinase. Gene Ontology annotation, molecular function: ATP binding; protein kinase activity. The coding region runs from base 1 to 1695 and encodes 564 amino acids. Gene Ontology annotation, biological process: mitotic G2 DNA damage checkpoint signaling; protein phosphorylation. Lineage: Eukaryota; Fungi; Ascomycota; Sordariomycetes; Hypocreales; Clavicipitaceae. The record is from RefSeq and is a predicted model, not a curated record. The transcript has 3 exons. Gene Ontology annotation, cellular component: cytoplasm; nucleus; site of double-strand break.
AUGGUGAGCGAAGCCCCUUCUUGCUGUCCACGCCCGUCCUGGAACAACGCGGUGAAUGUCGAGCCGCUUGCGGAAGACGGAUAUGCAAACUCUCAGCUGGACCCCUUACCAAGGGAACUCCCCUUCCGCAUCGUAUCCAAGACUGUUGGUCGAGGGGCCUAUGCCUCCAUCAAGAAGGCCAUCCCCUUGGACGCCACCAAUCCCGUAUUUGCCGUCAAGCUCAUCCACAAGGGCUACGCCGUCAAACAUGGCCGCAUUUCAACGAAGCAGCUUGCCAUGGAAGUUUCCCUGCACUCACACAUCGGUCAACACCCCAACAUCAUCGAGUGGUUUGCCUCAGGAGAGGACGACGUGUGGCGUUGGAUAGCAAUGGAAUUCGCAGAAGGGGGGGACCUCUUUGACAAGAUUGAAGCCGAUGUCGGAGUUCGACAAGACAUCGCCCAACUCUACUUUAUCCAGCUUGUCAGCGGGGUGAGUUUUAUGCACUCCAAGGGCGUGGCUCAUCGAGACCUGAAGCCAGAGAAUAUCCUGCUCUCCUCGGAUGGCAACCUGAAGCUUGCGGAUUUUGGCAUGGCAACCAUGUUCGAAUACAAGGGCCAGAGAAAGACAAGCUCCACCUUGUGUGGAAGUCCACCAUAUAUUGCACCCGAGAUCUUGGCCUGCGGCAGGGUCGAUAAGAGAAACCCCAGCGCUGGGAAGUACUCCUCCGACCUGGUGGAUGUUUGGUCUUGUGGUGUCAUCCUCUUUGUUCUCCUUGUGGGAAAUACCCCCUGGGACGAGCCAUCGUCGAAUAGCUGGGAGUUCAACGAGUACGUCAAGACGUCAGGUCACAGUUCGGAUGCUCUCUGGGAGAGGAUACCACCAGAGGCUUUGUCACUUUUGCGCGGGAUGAUGUCAAUCGACCCCCAGAAACGAUUUAGUUUCCGACAAGUACGGCAACAUCCUUGGUAUACACGGCAUAAUUCUCUUUUAACUCCCGAUGGCAAAAUCACCGACCCUAUCAAUCUCGCCACGCGGAUGCUGGAGAAUCUUCGCAUCGACCUUGCCCAGCUGCCGUCGGCAUCGCAACGGCAAUGCCAAGCUGGCGGGGACGAAAUGGAUGUUGACACGGGCCUCAACAGUGGCAAAUUUGUCUCAACACAGCCUGAGACACCCAUCAGCGAUAGAGAUUGGGACUGGGAACGGCCCGUCUUGCGAUCCAUGGCCUCACCGGCCUCAUCGAUGCCUCCCCGAUCUGGCGAAAGUCGCCGCAUGCUUCUCGAAACGCUUGCAGACGAACCCUCCAUGUCGCAAUUCUCCCACACGCCAGGUCCGUCGAUGACACUGACUCAGCAGGCGCGUCGAUUCCGUGACAUUUGCCCCCCUGAGUCCUUCACACGGUUCUUCUCCCAUGUUCCUCCCACACAUUUGGUCCAGAUGCUCAGUGAUGCUCUCCAUCAGUUAAAUGUGCCCCUUGCACCAGUCACGCCAAACCUGUAUGGCAGUCCCGUGGCAAACCUGAAAGUAAAGGCUAUCGACGGCAGGCAACAGAGCUUGCAUGGGGAGAUACAAAUUGACAAGCAGCCACUGCCUGAUGGAGGCGAGGUCCUAGACGUGCGCUUUGUCAAAGUCAAGGGAGAUCCUCUCGAAUGGCGUCGAUUCUUCAAGAAGAUGGUGGUCCUGUGUAAAGAUGGCGUAUACGUUCCAGAGACUUAG